UUAAACAUAUUACUAGGGAUAUAGCAUGAAUGAAAUAUCCGCCCAUAUCUGGGAUCCAGAGGAUUUCAUCCAUCGAAAUGGAGAUUUGUUCUAUUCAAAAUUUGGAAAUCCUGGGGUGGCAUUGUUUGAAUUUGCAGCCUUUUGGAUUGACCCAUUCAUGUCAGAACAGAAGAGAGAAUCAAAACUUGCCAAUGAAGUAAUGCCUGAAUUGGACGCGUUCCUUGAACCAUUUGUCAAGCACUAUCCAUUUGCAGCGAAGCCCCUUACAGUGCUCUUGCAAAGUCAUGAGAAUGAAUGGGACGAAGUUGUACAUCCAUAUCUUUAUGGAUCUCAAGAAUGUCCUGAAUCAGUUGAUCAUGAACUUCUUCGAGGGUUAAUAUGGGAAUUUCUGGGCCGUUACCCAGACUUGUACAUUUGGAUAGGGGACCAAGAAUAUCAAGUAUGUCAAGUAUAUGACAAGCUUCCGAAAUGGAUGAACCUGACACGAACUUUUAAUCGAGUUUGGGUCAAUAAAAAGAGAAUUAUAGCCAUUCCUCCUGAUAGACCAAAUAUUGGACAACCAGGAUUACCAUUAGAAAUUGCAAUUUCUACAUUAUGGACAAAAUUAUAUAGCUGUCCGCAAGUACCAAUUCUUACGAAAUUUUUCAAUGAUACUGGUGGAUUAAAAUGUAUUAAGAACCAUCUUGAAAGGAUCAUUAAUGUUGAGGUUGUCUUGAGCGCACAGGUGGCGCAAUUACUAUCACACUUCCCAUAUUUGAUAGUUGAAUCAUAUAUGGCCGGUGUUGGUAAUCAUAGGCCAAUAGAAUCUACCUUACUGUUUGGGAAGAAGCGUAAGAAAGUUAGCACUAGUGAAUCAGAAAAGAUUAUAAGAGAAUGGAAAGAAACUAACACUGCAGUGUAUACCAUUGGUGUCCCUGAUUGGAUUGCUGGCUUGUUAGAAGAUGAACCUAGUAAGCAAAUGAAUGAAACCAUAUAUGUCGGUUUAGAAGUUCUUGCAAGAGAAGAUGAAUUUUUGAAAAAUUCAUUGAAAGUGCAACCUAAUUCUUCAUUUGAGUUUAAGAAAUAUGACUGUCUUUCAAGACAUGUACUUGAGAAGAUACUUAUAAAAAAGAAGCAAUUAAGUGGUCAUACCAAAGAAAUUAAGUUUGUUCCUCCACCCGCGGGGGGAGUUGAUCUUGCCGAAGAGGAAUUAAUGAGAACGAUGGGUUCAAUUUUUGCAAACAAACAAGAACUUGAAGAAUACUUGACUAGAGAUCAAGACGAUUACGAACAAGAUGAUGAAGAUGUAGACGAAGAUGAACUUGAUGAAGAAGUGAAAAAAUCCUUAGAAGGAUCUGGAAUCAGUAAGGAUGAUUUCUUUGAAUUCUUCUUGAAGAAUGCAUUAAAUAUGAACGAUGAAGAAGUUGAAGUGUAUAGAACAGAUCGAACUAGUCAGCCAACUAGUAAGUCUCCUCCUCCUACACCUCCCCCAACAAGGAAAAGAAAGGAAUAUAAUGACGAUAGUGACUAUACUAGCGAUGAAGAUGAGUUUCCUGUUCAAUAUAAUGAGUAUAAUGAUUAUGGUCUCCGUGAUGAUUCUGAUGACGAGUUUUACGAAGGUUAUGAAGACGAGUAUGUUGAUUACAGUCGAUAUGUCCCAUUUUAUCGUAAUUACGUUGAUGAUAAUGACAAUUACUAUAAAGAUGAUUACGAUGAUGAUAGUGAAGACGUCGAUGCAUUGGUGAGAUCGCUAGCGAAUCUCAGAUAAAUUAGUUAUAGGUAGCAAUAGAUGAAAUAAAUAUAUGAACAUGGUUCCCAUUGCAAA
Molecule: messenger RNA, 1804 nt
Organism: [Candida] anglica
Lineage: Eukaryota; Fungi; Ascomycota; Pichiomycetes; Serinales; Debaryomycetaceae
Source: the annotation of a GenBank genome assembly